Molecule: messenger RNA, 3284 nt
Organism: Pantherophis guttatus
Lineage: Eukaryota; Metazoa; Chordata; Lepidosauria; Squamata; Colubridae
Gene: CYP26C1
Product: cytochrome P450 family 26 subfamily C member 1
Biological process (GO): sterol metabolic process
Molecular function (GO): oxidoreductase activity, acting on paired donors, with incorporation or reduction of molecular oxygen; monooxygenase activity; iron ion binding
Source: RefSeq, a predicted model, not a curated record
AUGCCGGGAGAGCCAGGAGCCGGGACAGGCAGCCUCCCCUUCCAAGCGAUGGAAAGGACGGGAAGUAGACUGCCCCCCCCACCUCCAGCUGAUUCCUUCCCUCUUCUCCCGGCAGCCCAAGCCGGCCAGGAGGCGCAGCCGUCGGGGGGCUCCGGGGACCCGCUGGCUUGGCUAGAAGUCGCGCUGGUUGCCGCCGCCACCGCGGGGCUCCUGCUGGUCGCUGCCCGCCACCUCUGGGCCCUGCGCUGGAGCCUGAGCCGGGACCGGGCCAGCGCCCUUCCGUUGCCCAGGGGCUCCAUGGGGUGGCCCUUCUUCGGAGAGACGCUGCACUGGCUGAUCCAGGGUUCCCACUUUCACAGCUCGCGGCGGCAGCGCUACGGCGCCGUGUUCAAGACGCACCUGCUGGGCAGGCCGGUGGUGCGGGUGAGCGGCGCCGAGAACGUGCGCAAGAUCCUGCUGGGCGAGCACAGCCUGGUCAGCGCCCAGUGGCCGCUCAGCACCCAGAUCCUGCUGGGCUCCCACACGCUGCUCAACGCCCACGCCGAGGCGCACCGGCACCGGAGGAAGAUCCUGGCCCACGUCUUCAGCCGCGCUGCCCUGGAGGUCUACCUGCCCCGAAUCCAACGCCUGGUGAUCUGGGAGCUGCGCGGUUGGUGCCGCCACCCAGGACCCAUCGCCGUCUACGCCUCGGCCAAGGCCUUGACUUUCCGCAUCGCUGCACAGAUCCUGCUGGGCCUCCGGCUGGAAGAGGAGCACUUCGAGGAGCUUUGGGCCUUCGAGCAAUUGGUGGAGAACCUCUUUAGCCUGCCGCUCAACGUCCCCUUCAGCGGAUUGAGGAAGGGUAUGAAGGCUCGUGAUCUUUUACAUACUUACAUGGAGAAAGCCAUCUUGGAGAAACUGCAGAGAAAAGAUCCUGAAGCUCACCGCGAUGCCCUGGAUUUUAUCAUCAACAGCGCCAAAGAACACGGCCAAGAUUUCACUAUGCAGGAAUUGAAGGAAUCUGCAAUUGAACUAAUAUUUGCAGCUUUCUUCACCACUGCCAGCGCCACCACUUCUAUGAUCUUACUCUUAUUGCAACACCCAUUGGUCAUAAAAAAGAUCCAGCAGGAACUGACCUCCAAUGGCCUUACUGGGCAGUGUCAGUGCUUUGCAGCUGAGGAUUUCCUAACAGAUUACCAGUCUGGCCAAAAAACUUUGCCUGCACAUGAGAAGGAAAACAAAGAUGGUGACUCCAGACUGCCUCUUCCAUCCAGAUUGGGAAGAGAACAAGGACAAGAGUCCAAGAUGGAAGAGAAAGGACCUAAUAUGAACGUCAUGGCUAAAGUGUCCCAGGAUAUUGUCUAUGGAACUGCAAAUGGUCCUAGCUCAUUGUCCAGGCUCGAAGAAACAGGCCAGUUCUUUAGCAGUCUGGAAAGAUCUGAGUAUUGUUGCCAUUCUUACUUGACCCUGGAGAAGCUGAAUCGUCUGCGCUACUUGGAUUGUGUCAUUAAAGAAGUUCUCCGUUUGCUGCCCCCAGUAUCUGGAGGGUAUAGGACAGCCUUACAAACCUUUGAGCUAGAUGGCUACCAGAUUCCGAAGGGUUGGAGUGUGAUGUACAGUAUUCGGGAUACACACGAGACCACCAGCAUCUACCAGAGUCCCCCCGAUACUUUUGAUCCAGAGAGGUUUUGGAUAUCACCGCAAGACCAGGAGGAGCACAAAACUUCUGCCUCCCUCCGGUUUAACUACAUUCCCUUUGGUGGAGGAGUCCGAAGUUGCAUAGGCAAAGAACUGGCCAAGGUGAUUCUCAAGAUGCUUGCCGUUGAAUUGGUCAGCACAGCCAGCUGGGAAUUGGCCACGGCUCAUUUCCCCAAAAUGCAGACCGUGCCAAUUGUGCACCCUGUAGACGAUCUUCAACUCUAUUUCCAUUCUCUGAAGGCUGGCCAUGAAAGCAGCAGUGGAGCAGGCAAGGUCAACGCCUGAAUGCAUGGACAUCUCCAUUACAUCUCUAUCUUAGGAGUAGACUAGGACAGGCCUCUGGGGCAAAACACCACUUUCCUUUCAGCGCAAGCCCCUUCCACCUGCCUCUUGGUUAUGAAGUAAGAGAAAAGGAUGGACUCACUGCACUCUCCCUGAAUUUGUUAGCAUCUCUUCUUUGGACAAAUAUGCAUCAGUUGGUCUUCUAUCAUCUUUGGUUGCACUUCUUGUUUUGCAACGAAGUGCAUAAUCACUUUGUCUUGUGGUUAAGAGAAGUCUUAUUCCAAAGGUAAAUGUCUUGAAAAAAGUGGUGGAGACACUGGUGUUAGUUCUACAUGAGGAUUAAGGGUAUGUAGCUCAAGCAAACAAAAGAAACGGGAUGCAGUGAACAUUUUGGGAAUCCAUGAUCUAGUCUGCCCUAUGAAGAUUCUUCAGCACCCCUCGCAGCUUCUGAAUAAGACUGCUGCUCCAUCGCUUCCUUACAAGGUGUCUGUGCUUUAUUCCUGAAGGGAGAGAACUUUCAUAGCUGUGUUGCCUUCAGCAUGGAAAAGGUUCCAAGUACAAGUCAGAAUGGCCAUCAGAAAGGAAAGGCACUGGCAAAGCAAGAACCAACAAAAGAAACGGAACCAAAUAGAUCAGAAACGGACUUUGCUUCAGGAUGUGCUUUUUGUAUUUAAAGACAAUGAAUGUAACCAUAUUCUGCAUUGCAGACAAGAAGACAAGAUAGGUCUGGAACAGAUUUAUUCUCCAGUUUCUGCCAUGACCCCAAAGUACAGUGUUAAAGGGAGUGCCUAGCAGUGGCUCUCCAUGGUUUCAGCUUGGAGUCUUUCCUAGAUGGAGACAGAUGGAAUUGAACAGGAGACAUUCUGCUUGUAUGGCACAUGUAUAAUUGAACUGUGAGCAGCCUGAUCAUGACACAAAAGCCUCACCCUAUUUUAAUUAAGCAAGCUACUCAUGUGUUAGGGUACCAGGUUGUCAAGCAAACUAUGCAUGGCAUGUCUUAGGUCUGGUUCAUAAUCAUACGUGCUUUUUUAAUUCUUUCUCCUUUGGGUCCUGCAAAAUGAAAAGCAUUACACUUGAAGGGAUAUGGGAGGGUUCAUUUCUGAGAUUGAACCUAUGAUGGCUUGCUGCUAUAUCCAGUUUCCAAAGGAGUAGCUAUAUUAGCUCUUGUAGUAAGAAUAAGCGAGAGUCUUAUAAGAGUCUGACAUGAUUUCUUACAGCACGUGCAGUUAUGGAUUAGUUAUGGAUUUAUUGCCACCUGGGCAUAUAUGUAAUUGAUAAAUUAAGGUUAUUUCCAUGCAUCUGAUGAUGUCUGGAGUCUGUAAAUU